AUGAGUCUGCGCGAGCGUGUCCCGCCGCAGUACCAGAAUGGCGACGCUGCCAGGCGCGCCCCGGACGACGACUCGGACGUCGAGGAGGAGGCCAUGGCCAACGACUACCGCGAGCAGGUCCAAUACGACGGCAUGGAGGACCUCGACCGCAUGCCCUCGAUGAACAGCAACCAGGACAUCCACGCGCAACUGCAGGCCGCGGCCACCCCCCUCGAAUUCCAGGCCACGCUAGAGACCAAGUUUGCGAGUUACGACAGCUACUGCAACCUCUUCCACUACAUCCUGAACUCUGAGGGCCCCGUCGACCUGGAAGUGCCAAAUUACUACUGGGCGUGGGAUGUCAUCGACGAGUUCAUCUACCAAUUCAACAGCUUCUGCAGCUACCGCCAACGAGUCGCCCAGAAAAACGAGAAUGAGGAGGAGAUUGCGCUCCUGCGCGAGAACCCAAACACAUGGGGCUGCUACAGCGUCCUCAACCGGGGCGAGGACGCGAGUCUGUACGCUGGAGAGUACGGCAACAGGCCGCUAUACAAGAUGCUGGGAUACUUCUCCAUCAUCGGUCUGCUCCGCGUGCACUGCCUGCUCGGAGACUUCAGUCUCGCGCUCAAGACGCUCGACGAUAUCGAGCUCAACAAGAAGGCCAUGUUCGCCCGUGUCAUGGCCGCCCACUUCACCACAUACUACUACGUCGGAUUCUCCUACAUGAUGAUGCGACGAUACUCGGAUGCCAUCCGCAUGUUCAGCCACAUCCUCGUCUACGUCUCGCGGACAAAGAACUUCCAGAAGAACGCGCAGUACGAUUCCAUUACCAAGAAGAACGACCAGAUGUACGCACUUGUCGCCAUCUGUGUAGCCUUCCAGCCCACCAGGCUCGACGACACCAUCCACACUGCCCUGAGGGAGAAGUACGGCGAGCAGUUCAACAGGCUGCAGCGCGGCGGCCCCGAGUCUCUUCCCCUCUUUGAGGAGCUCUUCCGCACCGCCUGCCCCAAGUUCAUCAGCCCCACACCUCCCGACUUUGACAACCCAGAGGUCAACAUUGACCCCGUUGAGCACCACCUCCGCAUCUUCAUGGACGAGGUCAAGAACAACAUGAUGUCUCCUACCGUCAAGAGCUACCUCAAGCUCUACACUACCAUGGACCUGAAGAAGCUCGCUGGAUUUUUGGAGGUUGAGCCAGAGAAGCUGAGGUGCUGGUUGCUCGUCAACAAGCAGAGGAGCAGGCAAAUAAGGUGGGCCGAGGGUGGUCUGUUGGAUGGUGAUAUCAUUCAGGCCAGCGACCUCGACUACGCUAUGGAGGGUGACCUUAUCCACGUUUCGGAGGCAAAGGUCGGCAGGAGGCUCGUAGACUGGUACCUCCGCAACUUGGCCAGGACUUACUAG
Molecule: messenger RNA, 1383 nt
Organism: Alternaria rosae
Lineage: Eukaryota; Fungi; Ascomycota; Dothideomycetes; Pleosporales; Pleosporaceae
Product: eukaryotic translation initiation factor 3
Exons: 4
Coding region: 1-1383 (460 amino acids)
Biological process (GO): translational initiation
Cellular component (GO): eukaryotic translation initiation factor 3 complex; cytoplasm
Molecular function (GO): translation initiation factor activity
Source: RefSeq, a predicted model, not a curated record